AAUAUCUACGGAUUGUUUCUUGCACGUUAGUUGGGAGAUUGUAGACUUUUUGUUUCACACAGAGAAUACAAAUCUGACAAGAUGGCAAGCUGCAAUUUUCAGGCGCAGUUGGUAUCCAUUAUGGAGGUAUUAGCUAAAGCAGCUGUAGCAGAAAUAAACAAACGGGUUGAUGAUAGCUGUGCAGUUAUACGUUUGGAAAUGACCCAAAGCCAGCGAGAUAUUGAUGGACUGAAAAGGAAGUGUCAAAUGAUGGAGGGCGAGCUGAAGAAGACACGAGUCAGGAGAAAAGAGAGAUCUUCAUAUCCAGUCAAGAUUGUUUUGAAAAAGCAGAGGAGUAACUCCCAGUGGAGCGACGAAGAGAUUGCUGUUGAAGAGGACUCUCAACCCCAGCCUACAGAUGUGGAGCAGAGAGCAGAGACUGAACCCAUACUGAUCAAAGAUGAGGAGACAGCAGAGGAUGUGUGGAAGACUGACCCUCAGGAAGAGCUCAGGAUCACUGGAGCGGAGUCUGGUUCCAAGGCUGGACAACCACCAUCCUUUGAGCAACGGCUCUGUGACGAGGACUUCAUCACACAACCCAACAUAUCUCCUGAAGACUCUGUGGAACAUUACCCCAAUUCUGAUGGUCCAGAGGAACCAGGCAUUCCCCGGCCUGCGUCUACAGACGUGUUCAGCACAGAGCAGCACGGGCCAGAUGAGGACUCACUAGAGCUAGUGAUGGUGAAGGAUGAGAAAAAGGAGGAGCUGGAUCAGACCACAGCCCUGGCAGGACUUGACCAGUUUGUCAUGGAUGAGACUGAUGGGCAGCUGUGGACCUCUGUGGAUCCAGGCAGACACACUGAUGGGCACCCAGAUUUCUCAUUUCAUGCCACAGAGGAGUACUCUCAGAAUAUAUCAAUUUUCCCAUCUCAUAGUGGGCUUCCAUCCCUUCCUACUAUGACAGAUGAUGGAGGGCCAUCACUUCACUCUAUAGGGAAACCACAUGCUGACAUGCUCAGUGCAGCAGCACACAUGAAAAGACAUGUCAGGACAUUGGCUGAUGAGAGUAGACAACAGAUGCCAGAAGGACAGAGCAGUGAGAUGCUGAACUCAAAUAAUGAUGGAAAUAGUUUAGCUCUACAGCCAAGGCAGCAUCAGCACAGGGCUUCAGAAGCAACAGUGAGAAUGAGUGAGUGCAUGACAGGGUCAAACAUGGCCACCACCUCCACCUUCUCUGGAUACAGCCUGAGUCGCAGUAGUUUUAACAUGGUGAAGAGAAUGAGGACUCAGUGGAGGUCGGGCGGCACCACUGAGAGGCGUUUCAGCUGCACCUUCUGUGGGAAGAGCUUCCAGCGUUUCAGCCAGCUCAAAGUACACCUCCGGAGUCACACCGGAGAGAAACCGUACACCUGCGAACAGUGUGGCAGGAGUUUCACCAAGCAGUGCAACCUGAUCAGACAUGCUGUGGUCCACAGCGGGGAGAAGCCCUACGAGUGCACACAGUGUGGGAAAUGCUUCACCCAGCGCUCCAGUAUGAAGUCACAUCAGAGAACUCACAUAGGAGAGAGUCCAGUGUCUCAAAAUGUGGUACCCGCAUACCCUGGGGAUCCACACACAAGUUUAAUGUUGUCUCAGACGAAAUGGAACAAGUAGAGCAUAAUUGUAUCGUUUUUCGGUAACAUUUUCUAUGUGAUAAUGUGGGCAGAAGUUAUUUUGAGACAUUUUGACACGCUUUUCCUCCCAAUUGAUUUGUGAACUGGUUUUCAUGUUUGACUGUUGACGGCUCGUCACUUUAAUUUUAACAAACAAUUGAUUUACUACUGGUAACAUCAAUCAUAAAAACCAUUCAAAUAUAUCAUAAACAUGUUAUAUGGAAUGUAUUUAAAGACAGUCAAUCUGCGCUUUUAGAUGAAUAACAUACUGUAUAUAGGAGCAAUUUUCGUAUGUGUUGUCUUGUUAGUGUUUGUCUUUCCGGGAUGUAAUUUCUUGCCACAUGGGACAGUCUCAUAUCAAGUCAGGUUAAUACCUUAACUUGAUUUCCUGAGUUACUGCUGCCUUAAAAUCUUACGUUAUAUCAACUCAGCUAGGCAAUCAAAUAUGUUUCAGUGUAAUAGCUUACGUCUUACAUGUACAGUACCAGUCAAUAUUUUGGACACCUGCUCAUUUCAAGGGUUUUUAUUUACUUUUACUA
Salvelinus namaycush (lake trout) is the source of this 2170-nucleotide messenger RNA. Its product is annotated as zinc finger and SCAN domain-containing protein 2-like. NCBI's taxonomy places the organism in Eukaryota, Metazoa, Chordata, Actinopteri, Salmoniformes, Salmonidae. Gene Ontology annotation, biological process: regulation of transcription by RNA polymerase II. The transcript has 4 exons. The record is from RefSeq and is a predicted model, not a curated record. Bases 82 to 1632 code for a protein of 516 amino acids. Gene Ontology annotation, molecular function: DNA-binding transcription factor activity, RNA polymerase II-specific; RNA polymerase II cis-regulatory region sequence-specific DNA binding.